CACCCACUCCCCACUCUCCUCCAUUAAUAAAACCCUCUCUUCACAGUAACCUCUCACAAUAACCUUUCUCUCUCUUUCUUUCUUUCGCCGCCUCUCUAACGGUAAAAAAAUCAAUCAAAUACUCACAACCCAGACCUCCGCUCCUCUCUAUCUGUAUCUUCAAUGGCGGCUGGUUCAGUCAGAAAGCUCUUUGUUGAAGUCUGUAAUGCAAAGAAUUUGAUGCCGAAAGAUGGGUUAGGAACCGCAAGUGCUUAUGCGAUUGCGGAUUUCGAUGGCCAGAGGAAGAGGAGUAAGACUAUUGUUCGCGAUCUAAAUCCUGAAUGGAAUGAAAAGCUUGAGUUUUUCGUUCAUGAUACCGAUUCAAUGGCGUCUGAAGUUCUUGAAGUCAAUCUUUAUAAUGACAAGAAAACGGUAAAAAGAAGCACUUUUCUUGGUAAAGUUAAAAUUGCUGGUAAUAUGUUUGCGAAAUCUGGAUCGGAGGCACUCAUUUAUUAUCCAUUGGAGAAAAGAAGUGUCUUUUCUCAGAUCAAAGGCGAGAUUGGUCUCAAAGUUUGGUUUGUUGAUGAAAUUAUUCCACCUCCACCACCGGCGGAGGAUGGAAAAACAACGGAGGUGGAGAAGAAAGUGGAAGAGAAGCCGCCGGAGAAGGAAGAAGAGAAAAAAGCUGAUGAAAAAACGGAGGCGAAGAAUGAUGAUGAGAGUAAGAACAAAGACGAUAAGCCGAACCCAUCUGAGGAAGUUAAAAAGGAAGAGAAUCCAAAGCCGGCUGAGAAUCCAAAGACAGAGGAAGCUCCUCCGCCUGCGACGCCGCCGCCGCCGCCGCCGCAACCCGACGAUACAGACAAUCGGAAACAACAAGACAAGAUCAUAACUCCCAGAAAACAAACAGAUCUAUCUGCGAACGAUCGGGAGCUCCGGUCAUUUACAGGCGAUCGGAAUCGAGGGUCUUAUGAUCUUGUCGAUCCAAUGCCUUUCCUAUUCGUACGAGUCAUGAAGGUGAAACGAACAAAUCCAGAAGCCGAUUCUUCACAAUAUGCAAAGCUUGUAAUCGGAACUCACAGCAUCAAAACAAAAACCCAGUUACAAGGGAAAGAUUGGGACCAAGUUUUCGCCUUCAACAAAGAAGUCUUGAAUUCAACCUCGCUAGAAGUCUCAGUCUGGUCGGAGAAGAAAGGUGAAGACGGUAACCCUAUUGAAACAUCUCUCGGAACUGUAUCUUUUGAUCUUCUAGAAAUCCCAAAACGAGUCCCACCGGACAGUCCACUUGCGCCGCAAUGGUACACUAUGGACGGAUUGCCGGAAAAUUCUCCGGCAUCCGAUAUCAUGCUCGCCGUUUGGAUCGGAACUCAAGCCGAUGAAUCGUUUCAAGAAGCAUGGCAAUCAGAUUCAGGCGGGUUAAUACCGGAGACACGAGCCAAAGUUUACCUCUCACCGAAGCUGUGGUAUCUGAGAGUAACGGUUAUCCAAACCCAAGAUCUCCGAUUAGGUUCGGGUCAAUCCGAGCCUAAAGUCAAGAAUCCAGAUUUAUACGUUAAAGCCCAGCUCGGUUCACAGUUGUUCAAAACGGGUCGGACUACAAUCGGGUCAUCAAGCUCCUCCUCUAACCCUACAUGGAAUGAAGAUCUAGUUUUCGUGGCGGCUGAGCCGUUCGAGCCGUAUCUAAUGAUCACAGUCGAAGACUUAUCCAACGGUCGGUCCAUAGGUCAAUCAAAAAUCCACGUGGCAAGCAUUGACAGGAUAACCGAUGACAAAUCCGAACCCAGAUCAAGAUGGUUCAAUUUAAUCGGCGACGAAAACACUCCUUACGCCGGUAGAAUACACGUGCGUGUUUGCUUAGAAGGAGGGUAUCACGUGCUUGACGAGGUUCCCCAUUUCACCAGCGAUGUCCGACCAGCCGCCAAAGAGCUAUCUAAGCCGCCAAUUGGACUACUCGAAUUGGGUAUCCGCGGCGCCACGAAUCUGCUCCCGGUGAAGACCAGAGACGGUUCACACGGCACAACCGAUGCUUAUGUGGUCGCGAAAUACGGACCAAAGUGGGUCCGAACACGGACAAUUCUCGACCGGUUCAAUCCCCGUUGGAACGAACAGUAUACAUGGGAUGUAUAUGAUCCCUGCACUGUACUAACAAUUGGAGUAUUCGACAAUGGGAGAUACGAAUCAGCUGAAAUGAAGAAAAGUGGGAAGGAUUUGAGAAUUGGGAAAUUGAGAUUGAGGCUUUCUACAUUAGAAACAAACAGAGCUUAUGUGGGUUCAUACUCAUUGAUGGUAUUACUUCCAGGUGGGGUGAAGAAGAUGGGUGAGAUAGAAAUUGCAGUUAGAUUCACAUGUUCAUCUUGGUUAAGCUUAAUUCAAGCCUAUCACACUCCAAUGCUUCCAAGAAUGCAUUAUGUAAACCCAUUAGGACCUGCGCAACAGGAUAUAUUGAGGCACACGGCUAUGAGAAUCGUAAUGGUUCGAAUGGCCCGAUCUGAACCUGCAUUAGGGCAGGAAGUUGUACAACAUAUGCUUGAUUCGGACACUCAUAUAUGGAGCAUGAGAAGAAGUAAGGCGAAUUGGUUCAGAGUGGUUGGAUGUUUGUGCAAGGUGGCGUCUUUGGCUAAAUGGGUUGAUGGAAUAAGGAAAUGGAUACACCCACCGACGACAAUUCUGAUGCAUAUAUUACUAUUGGCAAUCGUUUUGUUUCCUGAUUUGAUUUUACCUACGGUUUUCAUGUAUGCGUUUUUGAUACUAGCAUUGAGGUUUCGAUACCGGCAAAGGAUUUCACUUGCGGUGGAUACACGGCUGUCGUGUUUGGAUAUGGUGGGAAUUGAUGAUCUUGAUGAGGAGCUUGAUGGGUUUCCGACGGUGAGGUCGCCGGAGCAAAUUCGAGUUAGAUAUGAUAGACUUCGGGCGAUUGGGGGACGGGUUCAGACGCUUUUGGGCGAUGUGGCGGCGCAGGGAGAGAGAUUGGAAGGUUUGUUUAGCUGGAAGGAUCCAAGGGCUACAGGGAUAUUUGUGGUGGUUUGUUUGUUGGCUUCAUUGAUGUUUUAUGCGGUGCCGUUUAAGGUGGUUGUGCUUGGUUUUGGUUUUUAUUUGCUCCGGCAUCCAAGGUUUAGAGGUGAUAUGCCUUCUAUUCCGGUUAACUUUUUCCGGCGGUUGCCUUCUCUUUCAGACCAAAUUCUGUGAUUUUGUUGUUGUUUUAGGUUUUUUUUUGUACUAAUUAAUAUUAUUUACUUCAUUUUAAAUUAUUUGUGGUAGAUUGAUUAAUUCAAUUUGGUUCUUAAAUUAUUUUGAAAUAUUAGUAAUUACUAUGCAACAUUAUUAAGAACUAGAAACACUUUAACA
Messenger RNA from Impatiens glandulifera, 3324 nucleotides. Its product is annotated as FT-interacting protein 7. The record is from RefSeq and is a predicted model, not a curated record. NCBI's taxonomy places the organism in Eukaryota, Viridiplantae, Streptophyta, Magnoliopsida, Ericales, Balsaminaceae. Bases 163 to 3165 code for a protein of 1000 amino acids. The transcript has a single exon.